Molecule: messenger RNA, 381 nt
Organism: Quercus robur (English oak)
Lineage: Eukaryota; Viridiplantae; Streptophyta; Magnoliopsida; Fagales; Fagaceae
Product: guanine nucleotide exchange factor SPIKE 1-like
Exons: 3
Coding region: 1-351 (116 amino acids)
Source: RefSeq, a predicted model, not a curated record
AUGCCUGUCUUUUACAACCUAAAUGCCAUUAAAAAGUGUGAAGUUUUAAUUGUUAUUUUGAAAAUUGUGCGCAAUCUUGAUGAUGCAUCACUUGUAAAAGCGUGGCAACAAAGCAUCACUCGGACUAGAUUAUUUUUCAAACUCUUGGAGGAAUGCUUAGUUCUUUUUGAGCAUAGAAAACCUGCUGAUGGCAUGCUCAUGGGCUGUAGUUCUCAUAGCCCAGUUGGGGAUGGGCCUGCUUCCCCCGAGUACUCUGAUAGACUUUCUCUUGCACUUAACAAUUAUCUAUCUGAGGCAUCAAGACAAGAAGUCAGACCUCAGGGAACACCUGAAAAUGGAUAUUUAUGGUAGAGAGUGAAUUCCCAAUUAAGCUCCCCUAGC